AUGUCUGAAGAAAACGACAACAUGGCUUCGAUGAACAACGAAAAAGACAAUUUGGUGUCGGAAGAGCAAGAAGUGACACAAGAAACCGCUGGGAACAAAAAGGAAAACCAAGACGCUUCUCGCAACCAAAUCGUUGAGAAAAUGCUCGAAGAGGUUUUGGAAAAGCAGAAAAAUUUCGAACGAAUCCAUGAAAAUAUGCUCAAAGAGGUUGUAGAGAAGCAGACAAUUUUUGAAACUUCCUUAGUCGAUGAGCUCCGUUCCGUCAAAAACGAGCUUCAAUUGAUUCGAGACGAUUUGAAACCAAAAACAGUGACAGCAUCAGUUCCGGUAAAAAGGGAUAUUGAGAAUACAACUUAUUCGGACUCUAAAAAUGAGAGUGCUACCAUGCCGACUACUGGAAAAUACUUCGUUUUAAAGCAUGCUUUCAAGAAUGUCUCAAGUUUGAAGGAAAAUGUAGAUCAGUGGUCAGAACCGGAAGAGCACUUUGGUUUUAAAUGCAACAGAUCUACCACGUCGGGAUGGUCACGAUUUAUCGAAUGGAGUGUAUUGAAAAAAGACUUUCUUGUGGACGGCAAGCUGACAGCUGAAGUUCACAUCAAAGUCGGGAAAACAUCUGGUGUUUACAAAGAAAAUCUGAGAAGUGUCGACAAGACAAUGGAAGAAUUCUCAGAUGCUGUACUAGUUGUCAAUGAAGAGAAAUUCAACGUUUCAAAGUUGAAGUACAUCGAAGUUCUUUAUGGAGAAAGUGCAAUUGGCGAAUUCACAGUAGAAGGUAUUCUUAUGGUGGCUGACAUGUACGAUACUCCAUUAGUCAUUCGAAAGUGCGAGGAGUUUUUACUCGAAAAAUCAAAGAAAACAUUGAAGAAAAAAUUGCAAAUGUCCAUGAAAUACCAUCUGGAAGCAUUGAAUAAACAAUGCCGCAAGGAGAUCAAAUCUGUUGCUGACAUCAAAUCAGUUCUCCCAGGAGAUAUUCGUGAUUUGGAUCCAUCAAUUACCACGGAGUUUUUGGAAAUUGCCCUCUCUAUUCAAUAA
This is a messenger RNA of Caenorhabditis remanei, 1032 nucleotides long. RefSeq lists its product as uncharacterized. The transcript has 7 exons. Gene Ontology annotation, molecular function: protein binding. The coding region runs from base 1 to 1032 and encodes 343 amino acids. The record is from RefSeq and is a predicted model, not a curated record. Lineage: Eukaryota; Metazoa; Nematoda; Chromadorea; Rhabditida; Rhabditidae.